CGGCUCGGCGGCCUGAGGACCCGGAGCACAGGCGCCCCAGCCUGCGGCGGCGGCGGAGACGAUGUGGUUCUUUGCCCGGGACCCGGUCCGGGACUUCCCGUUCGAGCUCAGCCCGGACCCCCCAGAGGGCGGCCCGCCGGGGCCCUGGGUCCUGCACCGCGGCCGCAAGAAGGCCACAGGCAGCCCGGUGUCCAUCUUCGUGUAUGAUGUGAAGCCCGGUGCCGAUGAGCAGACCCAGGUGGCCAAAGCUGCCUUCAAGCGCCUCAAAACUCUCCGGCACCCCAACAUUCUGGCCUACAUCGAUGGGCUGGAGACGGACAAAUGCCUCCAUGUAGUGACAGAGGCAGUGACCCCACUGGGAAUGUACCUCAAGGAGCGAGCGGAGGCUGGUGGCUUGAAGGAGCUGGAGCUCUCCUGGGGCCUACACCAGAUUGUGAAAGCCCUCAGCUUCCUGGUAAAUGACUGCAGCCUCAUCCACAACAACAUCUGCAUGGCUGCCGUGUUCGUGGACCGUGCCGGCGAGUGGAAGCUGGGGGGUCUGGACUACAUGUAUUCGGCCCAGGGCAAUGGUGGGGGACCCCCCCGGAAGGGGGUCCCCGAACUUGAGCAGUAUGACCCCCCGGAGUUGGCUGAUGGCAGUGGCAGAGCAGUUAGAGAGAAAUGGUCAGCUGACAUGUGGCGCUUGGGCUGCCUCAUCUGGGAAGUCUUCAAUGGGCCCCUACCUCGGGCGGCUGCCCUGCGCAACCCUGGGAAGAUCCCCAAAUCGCUGGUGCCCCAUUACUGUGAACUAGUUGGAGCCAACCCCAAGGUGCGUCCCAACCCAGCCCGCUUCCUGCAGAACUGCCGGGCACCCGGCGGCUUCAUGAACAACCGCUUUGUGGAGACCAACCUCUUUUUGGAAGAGAUUCAGAUCAAAGAGCCGGCUGAGAAGCAAAAGUUCUUCCAAGAGCUGAGCAAGAGCCUAGACUCUUUCCCUGAGGAUUUCUGCCGGCACAGGGUACUGCCCCAGCUGCUGACCGCCUUCGAGUUUGGCAAUGCGGGAGCUGUGGUCCUCACACCGCUCUUCAAGGUGGGCAAGUUUCUCAACGCUGAGGAGUAUCAGCAGAAGAUCAUCCCUGUUGUGGUCAAGAUGUUCUCAUCCACUGACCGGGCCAUGCGCAUCCGCCUCCUACAGCAGAUGGAACAGUUUAUCCAGUACCUUGAUGAGCCAACAGUCAACACACAGAUCUUCCCCCACGUUGUACAUGGCUUCCUGGACACCAACCCUGCCAUCCGAGAGCAGACAGUCAAGUCCAUGCUGCUUCUGGCCCCAAAGCUGAACGAGGCCAACCUCAAUGUGGAGCUGAUGAAGCAUUUCGCGCGGCUGCAGGCCAAGGAUGAACAGGGCCCCAUUCGCUGCAACACUACCGUCUGCCUGGGCAAAAUCGGCUCCUACCUCAAUGCCAGUACUAGGCACAGGGUCCUCACCUCCGCCUUCAGCCGUGCCACUAAGGACCCCUUUGCACCUUCCCGGGUGGCGGGGGUCCUGGGUUUCGCUGCCACCCACAACCUCUACUCGAUGAACGACUGUGCCCACAAGAUCCUGCCUGUGCUCUGUGGCCUCACCGUGGAUCCCGAGAAAUCCGUGCGAGACCAGGCCUUCAAGGCCAUUCGAAGCUUCCUGUCCAAACUGGAGUCUGUGUCAGAGGACCCCACCCAGCUGGCUGAAGUGGAAAAGGAUGUCCAUGCGGCCUCCAGCCCAGGAAUGGGAGGAGCCGCAGCCAGCUGGGCAGGCUGGGCUGUGACAGGAGUCUCCUCGCUCACCUCCAAGCUGAUCCGUGCGCACCCAACAGCUGCCCCGGCUGAGCCCAACAUCCCCCAGAGACCCACACCUGAGGGACUUCCUGCCCUGGCCCCCACCCUUGUCCCUGCCACAUCCACAACCUCAGGCCACUGGGAGACACAAGAGGAGAGCACAGACACAGUGGAGGACAGCAAUACUGCCGACAGAUGGGAUGAUGAAGACUGGGGCAGCCUGGAGCAGGAGGCCGAAUCUGUGUUGGCCCAGCAGGAAGACUGGAGUAUUGGGGGCCAGGCUAGCCGUGGUGGGCAGGCACUACCUCUCCACCUGCAGACCAGCAAUGUGGACCCCAAAUCCCCUGAGUCAGACUGGAGCAGCUGGGAAGCCGAGGGCUCAUGGGAGCAGGGCUGGCAGGAGCCAAGUCCCCCAGAACCACCCCCUGAGGGCACAAGGCCGGCCAGCGAGUAUAACUGGGGUGGCUCGGAGCCCAGUGACAAAGGUGAUCCCUUUGCUGCCAUGUCUGCACGACGGGAGGCUGGCAUCCAGCUGAGACCUGAUUCUUGGGGCGAUGACAACUGGGAGGGUCUGGAGACAGAGAGCCGGCAAGGGAAGGCUGAGCUGGCCCGGAAAAAGCGCGAGGAGCGGCGGCGAGAGAUGGAGGCCAAACGCGCGGAGAAGAAGGCAGCCAAGGGUCCCAUGAAGCUGGGGACCCGCAAGCUGGAUUGAACUGUCGGUGUGGGCGCUUGCAGCUGUGGAGAGCAGGCCCACAGAUGUAUUUAUUGUACAAACCAUUGCCAGCCUGGCCCCCUGGCCAGACACAUCUCACGUGUACAUAAUCAGAGCCACAAUAAAUUCUAUUUCACA
This is a messenger RNA of Nyctereutes procyonoides (raccoon dog), 2644 nucleotides long. RefSeq names its product SCY1 like pseudokinase 1 (gene SCYL1). NCBI's taxonomy places the organism in Eukaryota, Metazoa, Chordata, Mammalia, Carnivora, Canidae. Gene Ontology annotation, molecular function: protein kinase activity; ATP binding. The coding region runs from base 62 to 2506 and encodes 814 amino acids. Gene Ontology annotation, biological process: protein phosphorylation. The record is from RefSeq and is a predicted model, not a curated record. The transcript is spliced from 18 exons.